AUGGAAGCUCGUGAGGCAGCAGCGCAACAGGAUGUCACUGAGGUACCGGACGCCAACGCUGCACCGGAUCUCGUUUUGCCUUCGACUCGUAGUCCCAAGCGCAGGGCUAGUUCGGUGUCAUCUCAAUCGGAUUCAGCCACCACUGGGUCUGGCAAGAAAUGCAAGAAGUCUCGACUUGGUGAUGAACGCAAGAAGUCUCCACUCGCUCGCAAGGAGAUGAAAGAUCUUACUCCUGAAGAGCUGACCGUGAUCGAGGAACCGGGUCGAGGCAUCACUUCGUGGCGCCACAAGGGCAUCCUGACCACUUUUGCACCCAGUACGACUUACGCCGUCUACGAGUCCGCAGGUUUCCCUGACUACGCACCGAACCACAACGGCGGGACGGGGCCACUCAAGGAUCGCUUCAAUGUGGACGAGUACCGGGCGAUCAUGGAGACCCGACCGGGCGAGCGGAUUGACGUCGUGCUGACCAAGAUCGUGAAGUUCAUGAAGGACAACGCGCUGGUCAUCUGGUACGCGGGACACUGGGUGACGUAUCCGGAGGACUCGUCGUAUGGGGUGAAGGAGAAAAAGAAACGCAAGGGUCUGCAUGAUCCUGCCAUCAAGAAAUACGCCGAGUUGAUCACCGAACUUCUGAAAGCAGGAGCCCCGAAGACGAUUCUGUACGAGCCAGGCAUCUGGGUGUAUCCUGCGAAGGUCUGUCCCUGGAUCCUGUUUGACAAGUCCGAGAAGAAACCGGAUGGGAAGCCGUACACGAUGGCCGAGCAGCUCGAAAUCCUGGAUCGCGAAGAACCGGCUCGCAUCCAGUGGACAGGGUGGGCCCUCGAUAGGAUCAUCGCGGAUCGUCCGACGCACAUCCGGAAAAUGCUGCUGUCUCCCGAUGAGCGUGCCAACAACUGGGUCUGCACUGAUCACCGUAGCUAG
Messenger RNA from Phytophthora sojae, 924 nucleotides. RefSeq lists its product as hypothetical. The record is from RefSeq and is a predicted model, not a curated record. Bases 1 to 924 code for a protein of 307 amino acids. Lineage: Eukaryota; Oomycota; Peronosporomycetes; Peronosporales; Peronosporaceae. The transcript is spliced from 2 exons.